CGUCUCACAAACAAGCCAAGCUCGCCUCGCAAGACGCUGCCCCAGCCCGCCGCACUGCCCGCGCGCAGCACCACACCACCAAUACAACCGCGCAGCGCACGCGCGCCCGCAGCGCCGCGCCCGCGUGCGCCCGCAGCGCCGCCCGAACCUGAAGGCCGAAACUCCGCGCGAACCAGCCGCCCGCGCGCCAAGAACGCGACGCGAUGGGCGAGGAGCAACCACCACCGCAAGCGACGACGCCGCAAACCAUCGAGACGGGCGACGUCGUCUGGUGCCGCGUCGCCGGGCGGCCAUGGUGGCCCUGCGUCGCCUUCGCGUCCUGGGACGACGUGGAGCAGUGGGAGCUGCCUGUGUCUUCUGAAGACCGGCCUAGUCUCGCCGCUGGAGACUUCGUGGCCUGUUUCCUCAAGCACUAUGAGCUCGCCGUCUUCUCGGCGGACGACGCGCGGCCCUGGGAGGACGUGCCUUCGCUAGGUGCGUGUGAUGAAGCCGUCCAGAAGCAGUUACUAGCUGCUAUUGGCGAGGCUCGGGCGCUGAACGCGCGGCGAUUACACUCUCAUAGACCGCAUUCCAGUGAUAAAGCGCCGCUACGGCUGCCGCGCAGCGGCGCCACGACGGAGACCUGGGACGCCUGCUUGUUUGCGGUGCGAGAUUUAGAACGACCAAAAGACGUCCGCGCGACUUUAGCAAGGGCUUUACGGUUGGCUCUCGAGGCGAAAGCACCCGUGGAAGUAGUAGACGGCCUGCGCCAGUGCGUAGGUGCCGAGGAUCACAAUAUUGCUCGAUUAAGAGCCCUGGGCAUCCUGCAAGAUGCUUUGGGAGCGCCGUUCGCAGACGAGCCCCAACCGAAUGCCCCGCAACUAUCGGGUCUGCUCGCCGAGCGAUUAGUGGAUGCGGGCGACGUCGUAGUCUUGGAGAUCGGCGGCGUGGAGAGCGUGCGCGGCGAGAUCGAUCGGGAAGGGAGAGUGGUGUAUGGCGGUAGCGCUUUCCGCACCGUCGAGGGCUUCGUCGACAAAGCGCGACAAGAUAGGGGAGCGAGACGAGAGAGAAGACCGGACCCCCAGAAGGCCUGGGCCUGUGUGGUCCACGCGCGGACGGGCAAGAGAUUGCACGCUUUGCUAAAUGAGCCCUCGAAGCGCAAGCGGCCCCCACAGUCCGUUUCAGGAAGACCGCCUAGGGUCCGAGGCAAGAUGACGGCGAACUACUCGGGAUAUACCUACUGCGGCAACAGCUGGUGGACGCGCGACGACCUGAUGGCCGACCGGUCCGUGCGGCAGCGGAAAAGACCGGCGACCGACGAGGCGCCUAGACCUAGGAGGCGCAAGCCCACGCCCAAAGUACAGCAACCAUUACCGCCGCCUGCAUCACCAGUAGUGGACGAAAGCACCCCUCUUGCGGACUACUGGCUCGAGAACACCGAGGAGGACCCGACGGCGGCGCCCGCGCCAGCGGGCGACGCGCCGGCGCCGGCGCCGACGGCCGCGCGGGGCGAACCCAAAAGAGUGUGGGACGAGGGCUACUUCACGGACGCGGGCUACUGGGACGGGCCGUUUACUGAUGAGCUCACGGCCUCAGGAUUAGAUGUGCAGGACGCCGCGCCGCGGUCGCGCCGACGACCUUCCAAUAGGAGAGACGCGUCAUUGAGAGUGGCCCAGCUCAUGGAGGGGUUGAACGCGCACCAGUUCGACCCCCACGCGUUAGUUGCUUGUGAAGCUUAUGGGGAGAAAGUUGAAGGGGCAGAAGCGGUGGAAGAAGAGGAAAAGCAGCCCUUGUCGUUACGAGUGCACCCCGACGUGGCAUUCUUGUGCGACUUGCACGCGCAUCUGUGCGAUGCGGAGAUUAUUGGGUUGCUUGGGGGGCGCUGGGACCCGGAAACGCGGGAGAUGCACGUGCAGGCGCCGUUCCCUUGUAGGGCCGUGCCGCGCGAUGAUGACGGUGCGACCGAUGUCGAGAUGGAUCCGGUCUCAGAAUUGCAAGUCCGAGAAGUGAUCCGAGGAAGGGACCUCGAUGUUGUGGGAUGGUACCACAGCCAUCCUAGAUUCAUGGCCGAGCCUUCAGUAACGGACAUCGAGAACCAAAGGCAGUACCAGACGCUCUUCGAGGACGACGCGAAGGACGGCCCGGCGCCCUUUGUGGGGUUAAUUGUCGGCACGUACGACCAGGCCGCGACCGGUCCCCGAAGUGUUUUUAGAUAUUUCCACGUCGCGCCGCCGCCCGACGACGUGCGGGCGGGCGACGCCGUCCUGCCCAUGGCUCUCCGAGCGCAAGUCCGGUCCUACAAGCGCGGCGUCACGGACGACGUAAGAGCGAAGCGGCGCGAGGGCUUCAAGGAGCCGCCGCCCAAGCCGCCGGGCCAAGACAAGCCCUUCGCGUUCCUGAAGGCGGGCCACUUAUUAGGAUGCGCCUGCUGCCCGCCGGGGGCCAAGCCCGCUCCAGUAACUGCGCAGGCGUGCGCGCCGGCGCCCGCGGCCUGCGCGCCCUUCCCGCCGCCCGCGGCCGCGCCGGCCGCUCCGGAACCGGCGGCCGCGGCGCCGGCGGCCGCGCCGGCCCCGGCGGAGCCGGCGGCCCCCGCGCCGGCCGCGCCGGCGCCGGCGCCCGCCGCGCCGCCUUCCAUGACAUCGCUGCUCCCGCCCGCGCCGCCGCCCGCGCCGGCGGCGCCCGCGCCCGCGCCGCCGCCGGCCCCGGCCCCGGCGCCCCAGACGGCGACGCUGACGCUCAAGCUCGGCGGCGCGACGGCGAACGCCGCGACGAUCGGGGACAUGGCCGCGGCGCCGCCGCCGCCCGCGCCCGCGCCGGCGCCCAAGCCGGCGCCGCCCAAGCCGAAGCGCCGCCCCGUCUACGCGCCGGUCUACUACCAGCCGCGCGCGCCCAAGCAACGCGACCGCAGCAUCGUGGGCCCGUCGCUCGGCCCGCGCGACGCGCGGGGCUGCUUCCCGUGCCCGGCCGGCUGUCCACGGACCUUCGCCCACGCGCCCGCGGCCGUGCAGCACGGCAAGUCCUGCCAAAACGGGACCCGGCCGCCCGGAAGCGCUCCACCACAGAAGCGGCCCGCGGCGCCGCGCGUCCCGCGCGCGCCGCGCGCUCCACAACCGCCGCGCGAGCGCCAGUUCGCCUGCGAGCGCGACAAGUGCGUGGCGCUCAUCUGCGAGGCCGCGCGGGACAAGCUCGACCCCGCGCUGCGCGCGCGGCCCGACGACGGUUCUGGUAGAAGGACCAAGGCCGCCUGGGAGGCGUUGCUGGCGAAGUACGACCCGACGCCGCUGGCGAGCUGCGUGCACACGCUGGGGCAGCUCGCGCGCUACUACUCGACGCACGCGCGGCGCGUGGACUUGCUCGAGGGCUGGCGCCAGGGCCUCACGAAGUGGGAGAAGAUGAUGAACUCCAUGGCCGUCUGGGUGCUCAAGAUGAUCGUCGAGGAGGGCGACCGGGCGGACUUCCUCGCGGACGUCAUCGGCUACAUCUUGAUUUGUUGGUGCGACUCGGCGGCGCCGCGGCGGCGGCGCGGGCGCUAG
Molecule: messenger RNA, 3512 nt
Organism: Pelagomonas calceolata
Lineage: Eukaryota; Pelagophyceae; Pelagomonadales; Pelagomonadaceae
Source: the annotation of a GenBank genome assembly